Molecule: messenger RNA, 3272 nt
Organism: Larimichthys crocea (large yellow croaker)
Lineage: Eukaryota; Metazoa; Chordata; Actinopteri; Sciaenidae
Gene: cd44b
Product: CD44 molecule (IN blood group) b
Exons: 8
Coding region: 440-1588 (382 amino acids)
Biological process (GO): positive regulation of ERK1 and ERK2 cascade; cell adhesion; inflammatory response
Cellular component (GO): macrophage migration inhibitory factor receptor complex; plasma membrane; basolateral plasma membrane
Molecular function (GO): cytokine receptor activity; hyaluronic acid binding
Source: RefSeq, a predicted model, not a curated record
AGGAGAGAGAGAAAGAGCAAAGAGAGGAAAAGAGAGUCUGUGCGAGGUGGGGCAGGAGGGGAGGUGGGGCAAGUGUGGGAGAGGCAGAAGGGUGUGUGCUCACAUGAACCACUCUUCCCCUUUUUUUGCCACUAAGCUCUGUCUGUCUUUCAGGCAGGGAAUAGAAAAGUUGGGGGCAAAGUCUGAUUCAGCUCCAGCAGCUCACAGACACUCACAGCAACUCCCUCCACAGUGACAGGUUUCUUCUCUCCCUUCUUUUUAUACUGCUCUCUCACUCAUUCACAUUCUCUCUCUUUCACACACACACACACUCACACACACAGACACACACACAAACCACUCGUCACUCCUGGCAGAGAGAAGACAGGACCACAGGAGAACUGUUACACACCUUUACUCCUAGAUACUUACCCAGCCGUCGGCAGACGAUUUGCCCAGGAUGUGGAUGCUUCUCUUGGGGGUCACCUUUGGAUUACUGGCCUCCUCCAGGUCGGAAGAACUUAAAGUGAAUUCUCGUGGUUGCAGCUAUGCCGGGGUUUUCCUGGUUGAGGGAGCAGACCGUCACUCCCUGAGUUUUGACAACGCUCAAAAAGUGUGUGAGCAGCUGGGGACCACCUUGGCAAGCUAUGAUCAACUUGAGGAGGCCUAUAAUAAAAAAAUGCAAACAUGCAGGAACGGCUGGAUCAGCAACAAGACCACUGCCAUCCUCAGACACACCCCACAUGUAAACUGUUCAAGGAACAUGACUGGGAUAAAACUUCAUUCAUAUGUAAACGUUGAGGAGCUCUUUGAUGCAUACUGCUAUGAUCAAGAAGAUGGGCCUGAAAAGAACUGUACCAAAGCCUUUCGACUGUCUGGAGCUUCAUCCUCAGAUUCACCAGAACAAGGCAAGACAGAGACGCCUGCAGAUGCAACAAGUGAGACCACCAUCGCCCCUGGGGAAGGUGUAAUACUGACCCCAUCUACCACAGUAAUGACCACAGUGACUCCAGGAAAGCCAGACACUUACACUGUGGGUAAAAAAGAAAACAUUGGAGAGAUUGAGAUUAGCACCGCACCUUUCACUCCCGGUGAGUUUGACCAGGUCACUGGUUCAGGGAUGCAGCCAACUGAAGAGGAAGAAAUAACUACAAGGGCCCCUGUUGGAGAGCCAGAGGAACCACAGGGCAGCACUGAAAAUGAGCCGCCAAGCAAGACAACAGAAGAGGGAAGCAGAACAGAGUCACCACCACCACCACAACAACCUAUGAGCGAAGAUCAGCAUCCUAAAUCAUCUGAGCAUGAUGGGCAGCCAAGCAAUCUAAACUGGCUGGUAGUCAUUUUAGUGAUUGUGGCAGUUACUAUUAUUCUCCUCGUGUGUGUAGCUGUUGCCAAAAGAAACAGUUGGUGCGGCAAACAUCAGACCCUGAUAAUCACACCCAAAGAUGGUGAAGGGAACGGGGCAGCAGCAUCCAGUUCUCACGCCCAGGAGAGAGAGCAAGAAAUGGUGACCCUCAUGAAUAAGGAGAAGAUCCAGGAGAAUGGCAACACAGAGGAAUUCACCGUCAUCACGCUAGAGGAGUCGCCAGAUAAAGAACAGCUGGCGUGAGAGAGGAGUGUAGAGGCAGGCAGGAAAGAGUAGGAGAGGAUAGGAAGGAUAGAGUGGUUGGGUGGGAUGGGGCUUCAAACAAUUGGAAGUAAAAAACUGCAUUGGUGGCCAGCACUGAAUGGACACUGAAUAAAGGUUAUGUGUGUCUGGAAAGAUUGUCUUACUGAGGUACCAAGUCUCUCAGUGGGACCAGGUCUUUCAACGUGUACAGCAUUUUGUUUGUGUGAUAUACCAGGUUAGUUAGAACUGAAUACAAGGUGGUGAUAUCAUGCAUUGGGUGCAUAGCAGGGUGUGAAUGUGUUUUGAGUCAGUUCUGUGUUUGUAUGCUGGAUGUUUUGUUAAUGAUGGACAUGGGCUUUAAAGGGAGGGGGUGGUUAGGGUCUAAUUUGUGAAGAUGACAAAUUGGUGUAUUUUUUUUCUUUUCUUUUUUAUAGAAUUGGUGGAUUUUAAAUUGUAGGGCCUUUCAGUCUAAAUGGGAAAUAAUGUGAGUCCAAUGAGGAUUGGGUUAUUUACUGCUGAUAGAAAAAUAUAAUUUUGAUCAAAUCAACCCAUGUUUUUAAUGGAAUUGCUUUGUUUUGUUUUGCCUAUUGUUGUAACCUUGUGUAUAUUUCAGACAUUGCCUGUGGACUAGAGUUUGGUUGUUUUUUUUUCCAUUUUCAAGAAAACUGGGGAUGUCACUACCUUUAUUUAUGCAGAUUCCUUUUUUUUCUUGGUCUUUGUAUAUAAAUUAUAUAUGUUUUGGAAAUAUCUUAGCAAUAGCUGCCAGUGCUUUUUGUUGUUUGGUAGAACAGGGCUUUGUGUCCCUUUGAAAUAAAGGAAUGUGUCUGAAAGUUAUUUAAUUAGAAACAGUCCAAGAUCAAUAAUUGUGAAUGAAUUUUGCAAUAGUCAAAGUGGAGUGGAUAUAGUAUGAAUCAACUUGAUGUAUAAAACUGUGCAAUUGAUGCAACAUUGAAGUCAGUUAAUAUGGUAUGCAUUUAUAUUAAGUUGUGAAUAGUCCCUGAUGUUAUCCUGAGGAUAAGUAAAAUGACGAAGAUAAUGUAUACAUACUAUAUACACAGUGUGUACAUUGAUUAAGGAAAACAAGAGCAAAAGAAAGAAUUGGACAAAGCAGAUUAACCAUUUUUAAAAUGCAAGCUUUAAGCUCAGUCGAGGCAGUGAAUGACAGCGGCCUGGCUUUAGAUGCUAAACUACAUGGCACAUAUGAUAAUGGGGGGCCCAUGUGCUGUAAACACAUAGCAAUGUAACGGUUUGGCGGGCUGUGACAACGUUGUGUGCUCCUGGGGGGAGGGGUGUAAUGAAUGAAGCUUGUGUGCUUCGCCUAUAGGCCUCAAUGUGCCAGUCAAUCUGUACAUGCACACACGUGAGCAAAAUGCUGCUUUUCUACUGACCUUCUCAUUGUUGAAAUAUAAUGUCAUACACUGUGUCGUAUCAAGAUUAUUCCCUGUGUGGCGGCAAAUGUCUCCCGGUUUUUCAGCGUGACGCUGAAUUAUAUACAGCGUUUGCAAACUGAUUUCUCAUUUCUGACAUUCCGUUUUUUUUUCCUCUGCUUUUGCUCUUAUAUGAUUCAUUUCAAGGAGAAGUAGCAAAAUGUGCUUGUGUAGGCAGUUUUUAUGACAAAUUAACCAAAUACAUCGCUGAAAAGAUUUGUAAAGUCAUGAACAAAAUAAACGUGUUUAGAACGAGA